Messenger RNA from Eublepharis macularius, 4624 nucleotides. It is a transcript of the gene NOL8, whose product is annotated as nucleolar protein 8. Gene Ontology annotation, molecular function: RNA binding. The coding region runs from base 275 to 3694 and encodes 1139 amino acids. The record is from RefSeq and is a predicted model, not a curated record. Lineage: Eukaryota; Metazoa; Chordata; Lepidosauria; Squamata; Eublepharidae. The transcript has 17 exons.
ACCUCAGGGUACCAACCCAGGUUUGGAGUGGAAACGUUAGCAAGGGCCGCAAUAACAAGAGGCUCCCGUCCGCUUCUGUGUUGAGGGACUGGCAGGUUAUUAUGUGAUGCGGAACUAGAUGUUUCGGAUUGCAAAGCGGAAACGGGGGGAAGGGUACGAGAGGAGCACUUUGUCACAGCCAUGCAGUGAGUGGAAGCUUUGACGGGAGAGAGAGUUGAGAGGGAACUGUGCAGACGGGAGACACAUGAUAGAUCAGGACAUUUGAAUUUUGAAUAUGGAGCAAAACUUAGCUGUUAAGCGAUUAUAUGUUGGAGGACUCGACCAUACAAUUUCUGAAGCUGAACUGAAGAAAAGAUUCUGCAACUUUGGAAAUGUUACAGACACAGAAAUAGUUACCCGGAAAGAUGAAAAAGGGAAGCCUAUGAGAACAUUUGCAUAUAUCAGCAUCAAUAUUUCAGAAAAAGAACUUAAAAAAUGUAUAUCUGUUUUAAAUAAGACAACAUGGAAAGGCGGAACGCUGCAAAUAGAAUUGGCCAAAGAAUGUUUUUUGCACAGAUUGGCACGGGAGCGUCAAGAAGCAAGUGUGAUGAAGGAAAAAACAAACUGUAAUGGCAUGACAAGCAUUCUAGAAUCUAUGAAGAAAUCUGGAGUUGUAGAUUUUCAUGUGAAAGCAGUACCGGGAACAGAAAUACCAGAUCAUAAGGACUGGGUUGUUGGCAAGUUUGGAAGAGUGUUGCCUAUUCUCCACAUGAAAGGUCAACGUACAAACAAGAUUGUGAAAUAUGACCCUUCCAAAUAUUGCCACAAUCUUAAAAAACUUGAUUCUGACCUUAGUGAGACAGUUCCAGUUUCCCAACUCACUUGGCAUUUGGAAGAAGUCGAUAAUAUCAGGAUCAAAAAACAGCAAGGACAAUUUCCUGUUUCUAAGAAGCCACAUAAAAAGAAAAUGAGAGUACAGGAAUGUGAUAGGUUGAAUAGAACAGAAUUGAAAUUGUGUUGCCAGUCUUCAUCAAAAACAAAUGUACGCAAGACAGAACUAGUUCAAGAUCACACUUGUACUGCAAAGCAAUACAAAAAACACUCUGUGGAUCAGAAGUUUGUAGCUGGAUCUUGCAGGCAUAUAAACAGCCUAUCUGAGAGUGAUAUUGAUACUGAUGAAGAAAUUAGAGCCAUAAUAGCUAACGAGCAAAAAGUGCAGAAAGUUGACCCUAAUACUGAGCCUGAAGAUGAUAGUAUGGAAGUUGUUGGAGAAAAUUUUGAACUGAAAUAUAGUACUCACUGGUCUUUAAAGAAAGCACAGAGUAUGAAGAAAGUAAGCAAUAGAGAGCGAAGGAGUAUUGAAAACAAAUCUGAUUAUGAUUCAACUGACACUGAUGAAAUUAUAGCUGUGACUCAAAUGUCAAAUCGAAAGAAAAGAGAGAAGGAAACGCUAAAUGGAUUGAAAGCCACAGAAGAGAAGGAUGGCAGCUUUAAGAAAGGCACAUUGUCACACACUGCACAUUUUGAUUCUUCAGACUUGAAUGGUUCAACAUCUGACAAACUGAAAGGAAGGGGAAUGGCAACAUCUGAAAAAACAAAUUCUCAAGUUGUACCUAAACAAAGCAGCGGUGCCAGUGAAUGCAAGUCAGAGAGUGAUGACUUGUAUCUUGCCCCAAGCGAAUCUGAAGGAGAUGAAGAUUAUGGAACCAUGAUGAAGAACUGUUACCGAGUAGAUCUUACAUUAGAAGAUUUAGAACGAUUAGCAGGUGGAGAUGCCGAAUCUACAGAUGAUGAUGCAGAAAGUAAUCAUACUGACACACAAUCUAAAACUAAUGAAUUUCCUGUUAGUAAUACCAAGAAUACUCGAAGGUCACCCACAGGUUCCCCUACUCCUAAAAAAUGUAUUUGUCCAGAAGAAAUUCUAUCUGCUAUUUUAAAAGAAGAAAGUGCUGAUGAAGAAAAUCCAAAGGAAAACAACUCAUGUUUGAAAAUUCAGCCUUUUAGAGGAAUACGGUCAUUAAGUGUAAAUGAAACCAUAAACAAGCAGACUAAGAGUGAGUUGGAUGCACAUAAAACUAAAGCUAGCUUUGAUUCUUCUUACAUUAGUGGUAUGGACUCUCUGACGAGUAUAUCAGAUCCCCAGUGCUUGGACUUUGCAAUUAAAAAUCCUAAAUGUAAAUUACUCUCAUUAAAAACAGUCAACUCUGACUCUCAUGAAGGAAACUGCAUAUUAAAACCAGAUGAAAACUUUCACAAAGAAGAUAGCGAGGUUGAAACCAGCAAUGGAAGUGUUUCAACUGAAACAACAGUCUCAACAAACUUGAAAUCUUUUCCCAAAAGAGCACCGAGAGAAAUAAGUUGUAAAGAUUCAGAUUUAGGAGAGAGCUUAAAGAAUACUCUGAAAAGAAGAGAGACCUUUCUGGGUUUUGCCAAAGCUACAUCGGAAAAACAACAGCAGGAUAACGAGAAAAGGCUGGCAGCUCUGCGGGAGAAGCAAAAAGAGAGAAAACUGCAGAAAAGUCUUAUUCAGGGAGCUCUUGCCCAUCUAGAAAUCCAAUCAACAAAUAAACAAAAGCACAUAAUAUUUGAUUCAGAUGGUGAAAGUGAAGCUGAAGUUCCAGUGAGCUCUAAAGAAGGGUCACCAGGAAAGCUGCUGAAAAAAGAUUUCACCACUAAAACCUCUGGAAAGCUGUUUGAAAGCAGUGAGGAUGAGUCAGAUAUUGCAGAGGAAGACAGUGACAGAUUCAAAAUCAAACCUCAGUUUGAGGGUAAAGCUGGUGAGAAGCUCAUGCAGUUACAGUCACGAUUUGGCACAGAUGAAAGAUUUCGUAUGGAUGCUCGCUUCCUUGAAAGUGACAGUGAACCAGAAGGGGAAUUAAAGAAACCAGAAAUAGAUGAAGAAGAAGAGCUUGCAUUAGAGAAAAAGAAGAAUCUUGAGAUCUUGAAAAAUCUUCUGCAUAUUAAUGUAGAACAUCCCAUGCCUAAAAAACAGGCUGCAAGUGCCAGGAAAUUCAAGGAUAUUAACACCCUACGCUAUGAUCCUACAAGGCUGGACCAUGCUGUGUUUGAAAGAAAGCCAGAAAACACUGAAAAAGAAAGUAAAGCUAAGAAAAAGAAGAAGAGGGAGGAGGCUCAGAAGCUGCCUGAGGUGUCUAAAGAAAUAUUUUAUAAUGUUGCGGAGAAUUUGAAAGAAGUACUUGAAUCUACUAAAUGUGAUGAAAAACCAGAAAUAAUACCCUGGGAUAAACACAAUGAUGUGGAAGAAGCAAUUCCAGCUGAUGCAGGGCCAUUAAACUUUAAAGAUAGAAGUAACAAGCAAGAAGAAACCAGUGGCUUCACAUUUUCCUUUUUUGGUCCUGAAAAGGAGACAUCGCCUAUGAAAGAAGAACCCUAUCUGAUUGAGACAAUAAAGCCUUCAAGAGUUGCAUGGCAAGAAGAUCCACGUUUCCAGGAUAGUAGUUCAGAAGGCGAUGAGCCAGAAGUGGUUGAAAGAGAAGAUGUUAAAGAAACGUCUCCAGCUACACCACACUCAAACAUUAGAUUCUUCUUCUUCUCUCAGGAUGAUGAUAGAUUAAAAGAGGGCCCCAAACUCUUCUACCGAUCGUCAAACCUUGAUGAAGACAGAGAUGACUGGGAAAGCAGGCGUGAAAUGUUACUUGAGGAUUGUCGGAAGAAACAUAAAGAUGCAAGAAGGAAAGUCAAAGCAAAACACUGAAUAUGGACAGACCAGUGACAUUUCAAACAACUGGCAAACUUUGAAUGCAAACAAUGGAGUCCACAGGAAAUUUGCUAAUGACUUGAAAAUAAAAAGUGGGUCUGCAAAUACAAAGUUUGUGUAAAACAAAAUAGGUGUGAGAUGGUAAAGCUUUUAAUGUUUAUAUCUUUAUAUCUUUAUUGUAUGUUAUACACAUAUAUAUUAUAAGGUCCUGGAGAUGCAUCAAAUAUAUGUAGCACAAUUUCAAUUGAGUUAGGAUUACCAAGAGUUGAGGUUACACUAGAGGCAAGAGUGAGCAACGUUGGAUGCAGCUUUAAGCUUCCUAUACACCUUAGAACUGACUCACCCUGCAGUCUCCGUGGCUUACCAGAUGGAGUUGCAGAGAUCCCAAAUUCCAGUCCAGCUACUCUACUUGAAUAUAUUCAGUUUAAUGCAUUGUUUUAGUGUUUUGAUUUCAUAAUUCUUAAUGUAAAAUUAUUUUUGGAUCUUGAAUUCCAGCUCCCAGUUGCAAAGAACUGAUCUAAGCCUACAAUCUUAAUAUCCUUACCAAAUCCAUUAAAGUGUUCUGAAGCAGAUAGGAGUGGAUAUAGGAGAGGGAAAGUCCUAGUGGCUUGAUCAGUGCAAACAUAUUUAGAGAAAGAAAUCCAGACCCACUGAAGUGGGAGUAUCAUCAUUGACAUCAGUGGAGUGGAAAUAAUACUUCUAGGCUGGGUUCAGUCUUAUAGAAUGGUUGAUAGCACCCUAGAGGAGGCUAAAUUCUUCAACAUCUUGAUUAGCUGAUAAUAGAAAAAGUUUCUUGCUUUUGAAAUUCUGCUGUACACAAAACUGUAUUAUAUUCUCACAGUACAAAUUAUGUAGAGAAUUUCAAAUCUGUAAAUAUUUAUAUAUUUUUAAAAGAAUCAUUCAUUUUUCUAUUAAAAAAUAUCCGGA